CAUCCUCCAAGUUCUCCCCUGGACAAUUAUGAUGGAAUCUUUAAGAUGGUCAAUUCCAAUUAAAUACAAAUAAAAAGAGCUUGGUUUUUUCCAUUUGGAACCCAAACCAUGGUUUAAAACUUGUUUUAUCAAAGUCAAUUGCUUAUUGGAGAAACGCACCUACUUAAUCCAAUCACAGACCAUGCUGUCCGAGAAUCUUGCUACAUACAACUAGGUUUUCAAGAGAAGCAAACAAAUUAAUAGUACUAAUGUUCUUCAAUCCGUGCCCCACAUGCAUUGGAAUCCAAUUGGCCGAAACUAGUUAACAUUCUAUUCGAGUCGGAGUUAGAAUUAGAAAUAAUUUUUUGUCAAAACUAAAAAAAUUAUCUAAUUUUCGAAAUAGGAUCGUAGACGAGUAAAUAAUGAGACUGGAAUGAGUUAGUUCCGACCUGAUUCACGGUUGCUUGGGUCUUGCUGGAAUAUCAUUAUAGUAUGUUUUUUAACAAGUGUAAUGUGGUUAAUCCAUUCGGACUUCAAUCUUGUCAUGCAUCAUUGUCAGCAUCCACAUUAUGUACAUGUAUUUGCAUGAAUCCUUAAUGUUUUCGGACAGUGAAGAUGACAUAAUCUAUUAUUCUAUGCACAGGCCCCACGUGUACAACAUAGAAACACACACAAGAUUCCAUCAAGUGUGUGUACUUAUAAGGUUGACCAUUGAGCUUCACAGAGUAUCCUGUUUUGCUCCACAAUGACCAGCAAAAAUUCAGGGGCUGCUGGCUCAUCAAGUAAGCCUCCUCAGCCUUAUGAGCAAGAUCAGCUGUUGCCGAUUGCAAACGUGGCGCGAAUCAUGAAGGAAAUCUUGCCUGCUAAUGCAAAGAUAGCCAAAGAAGGGAAAGAAACAAUGCAGGAGUGUGUUUCUGAGUUCAUAAGCUUUGUGACAGGUGAAGCAUCUGAAAAGUGCAGGAAGGAAAGGCGGAAAACUGUCAAUGGGGAUGAUAUUGUCUGGGCUAUUGACAGGCUUGGUUUCGACAAUUAUGCCCAGCCACUCAAGAGGUAUUUGGAUAGGUAUAGAGAGAUUGAAGGGGAUCAUAGAGCAAAUAUGAAUAUUGUUCAUGAUAGAGUUGGUUAUGAUCAUGAAGGAAAUGGACGGUUUCACUUGUAUGUUAAAGAUGCACAACAGGAUCGAAUGGAUGAUAACCAUCCGAAUGGUGAUCAUUAAGAAAGAGGUCACCACUGUUAGCUUGCUUGUUUAGCCUUAUGUAUGAUCCUGUUAAGCCCUUCUAACAACUUGAGGUCUUAGGUGAACUGGUCACUAAACAUGGUAUGAGAGACAGGUUCGUGUUAGAAUACAAUAUGAUCCUGAUAAGCCCUCCUCCUAACACCUUGAGGUUUUAAGAGAACUUGUCUCCAUCUAUAUGAUGGUGAUGAAUCGUAGGAUUAUAAUAAUUUUUUGUUAUAAAUUUUGUUGUUUAUCUACUCUGAUCGUACAACAUCUGAGGCUUAAAAUAAAAAAACUGCCUCCUAAUUCAUGUUACACUUGAUUGAUUUAGCUGAGAAUAUGAGGUCCAGGAAGAUUGUUCAAUGUAUAUAAAUCUUUUCUGUAAUGGAAACCCCAUCCAUCCACCCUUGUCUUCGUCGUACUUAUCCUCAACCUCCAGUGAAGGGUCAUGACAAUUUUACUGUAGCAAGAAUCCCUUGUUUUGGCGUUAAAAUUCAGUUCUUCCCAAGUAUAUAGCACUCUUUCUUCGAAUAUACCAUUGGUUCUGCA
This is a messenger RNA of Daucus carota subsp. sativus, 1744 nucleotides long. Its product is annotated as nuclear transcription factor Y subunit B-5. Gene Ontology annotation, cellular component: nucleus; CCAAT-binding factor complex. Gene Ontology annotation, molecular function: DNA-binding transcription activator activity, RNA polymerase II-specific; protein heterodimerization activity; RNA polymerase II cis-regulatory region sequence-specific DNA binding. The transcript is spliced from 2 exons. NCBI's taxonomy places the organism in Eukaryota, Viridiplantae, Streptophyta, Magnoliopsida, Apiales, Apiaceae. The record is from RefSeq and is a predicted model, not a curated record. Gene Ontology annotation, biological process: regulation of transcription by RNA polymerase II. Bases 725 to 1195 code for a protein of 156 amino acids.